GCCGCCCUCAGUACUCGGUCCUUUCCCUUUGUUACCGCCACGUCAGCAUGGAUCAUCAGAUCAUCAGUGGUCGGAGACUCGGCGAGAGGUCUGCUCUUCCCGUUCUUCUCCGCCGGAAUGGCAGGUCUGAGCUGCUUGACCUGGAGUAACACCAGAAUGACCGUUAUACCCUUUGCGUCUAUCAAAGAUACUUCUGCGAACGAGAGAGUUGAGCUCAAAGAGAAGGCAAAAAGCUCAAGAGUUCUGAUAAUAGGCGGGACCGGAAGGGUCGGUGGGUCCACCGCCAUUGCUCUCUCUACGCUAUGUCCUGACCUCCAUAUCAUCGUCGGCGGCCGGAAUAGGGAAAAAGGUACUUCUAUGGUGGCAAAACUAGGUAAGAACUCAGAAUUUGCUGAAGUGAAUAUAGAUGACAAAGUAUCCUUGGAAGCAGUGAUGAAAGAUGUGGACCUUGUCGUUCAUGCUGCUGGACCUUUCCAGCAGGCAGAGAACUACAAUGUUCUUGAAGCUUCCAUUCAGACCAAGACUGCAUAUCUUGAUGUUUGUGAUGAUACAAGAUAUGCAUUUCAUGCGAAAUCCUACAUGAAUGAUGCCCUGGCUGCCAGUGUCCCUGCAAUAGUAACUGGUGGCAUCUAUCCCGGAGUGAGUAAUGUGAUGGCAGCAGAGCUUGUUCGUGUUGCAAACAGUGAGAACAAAAGUAAGCCAGAGAAGCUGAGGUUCUCUUACUAUACUGCUGGCUCAGGUGGUGCUGGCCCAACAAUUUUAGCUACUAGCUUUCUGCUACUUGGAGAAGAAGUAGUUGCAUACAAUAAAGGGACUGAAAUCAAAUUGAAGCCUUACAGUGGAAUGCGAAGCAUUGACUUUGGAAAAGGUGUUGGGAGAAAAGAUGUUUUCCUUAUAAAUUUGCCUGAAGUGAGAAGUACACAUGAAAUGCUUAAAGUACCAACUGUCAGUGCUCGGUUUGGAACUGAUCCAUUUUUUUGGAAUUGGGGAAUGGCAGCCAUGACAAAUUUACUUCCAGCAGAAUUUUUGAGAGACAGAAGAAAGGUUCAACAGCUAGUCCAAUUAUUUGAUCCACUUGUUCGGGUUGUCGAUCAGAUAUCUGGAGAGAGAGUGUCAAUGAGGGUUGAUCUAGAAUGUUCAGAUGGGCGCCACAGAAUAGGUUUAUUUAGUCACAGAAGUCUCUCCAGGUCAGUGGGAAACGCGACAGCUGCAUUUGCGCUGGCAAUUCUCGAAGGAAGCACAAAAUCCGGUGUUUGGUUUCCAGAAGAGCCUGAAGGAAUCGCUAUCGAGAUGAGGGAAAUCCUCCUAAGGCGUGCUGCUCUAGGGACCAUCAAUUUUGUUAUGCAUAAGGCUCCAUGGAUGGUUGAGACAAAUCCUAAAGAAAUUGGUUUUGGCAUUUAUGGGUGACAUUGCGGAGACGUGUACUAGACAGAGAGAGUUACUUGGGAGCUUGCAAAGUGACUUGACAUCGGAAAUGACGCCAUUUCUCCCGCCAAAACAUACCCCUGUUCUCCUCCGACUUGGCAGUUUCCCUAGUUUGAUCUUGUAACUAUUUUAAGAAGAUCAACUUAAUUGAGAAACUCAGCAUCAUAUUUCCAUAUUAAGGUCCUCUGUUUAUGGUAAAUAACUUGUUAUGGAAAUGUUUUCUAGCAAAAAAAGCUAUGGAUAGUUGGAUACUACGGAAUAAUGUUUUGCCUACAAAAUUAGAAAGCAUGCAAUUGUUUGAGGAAGUCGUUUUUUCACAAUUCUA
Cuscuta europaea is the source of this 1750-nucleotide messenger RNA. The record is from the annotation of a GenBank genome assembly. Lineage: Eukaryota; Viridiplantae; Streptophyta; Magnoliopsida; Solanales; Convolvulaceae.